Messenger RNA from Hermetia illucens (black soldier fly), 1828 nucleotides. Its product is annotated as protein snail homolog Sna-like. NCBI's taxonomy places the organism in Eukaryota, Metazoa, Arthropoda, Insecta, Diptera, Stratiomyidae. Bases 165 to 1208 code for a protein of 347 amino acids. Gene Ontology annotation, molecular function: DNA-binding transcription factor activity, RNA polymerase II-specific; RNA polymerase II cis-regulatory region sequence-specific DNA binding. The record is from RefSeq and is a predicted model, not a curated record. Gene Ontology annotation, biological process: regulation of DNA-templated transcription. The transcript has a single exon.
GCAACUUAUCAUUCAAGGUUCACUUGCUGAGCGGAAAACAUCAGUGAGUCUUCUUUCCAAUUAUUGUUAAGUGAAACAUAGUGACGCCGGAGUAUUUUGAAACUGCACGUCGAUUGUGCUGAAAAUAUUACUAAAAACCAAUAAGUGAAAUUUCUAUUUUCGAUAUGGAGUGCUACAAAAAGUGCCCUUUAAAAAAGCGGCCAAUCAACUACAACAUUGAUGCAGUGGAAGAAGGACCUGAGAACUUAUCAACGAAACCAGAAGACUUGUCGAUUAAACGAAGAUUAUGCGAAGAUGGAGAAGUUAUUGAUACAAAGCGAUUUCGAUAUUCAUCAAGUGACGAUAGAGCUUAUUACUACAUGAGUCCUUUGGCUUGGAACAAUUCUGAAAUAGACCAACGAUCAGUGUCUCCCUCAACAGAUUCCUGCACUUCUGGCGAUUACUUUAGAGAGACUUCUGUUUCACCACCAGCUUCAAAUCCCAGCUACCAAAAUAUACACUCAAGGGUACACACACAAAAGACAGAGUAUUUAUGCGUACAGACGGAGAAUAAUUGGAGCUUUCCAGGUCACCGCUUGUCGGAUGGAUAUGCGAUCUCACCAUACCCAUUUCAAGAUCCGAGCGAGCCUCAAGAUUUAUCAAUGAAGAGUUUUAUACCACUUCCAGCCUUGUUGCACGACUUUGGUAAUGAAAAGCUAAACUCACAAGAGAAGGCGAAACUGCACCCGCGAUUCAACUGCCAAAGUUGCGGCAAAUCGUAUACAACUUUUUCGGGCCUAUCGAAACAUCAACAAUUUCAUUGUCCAGCGGCGGAAUGUAAUCAGAUUAAGCGGUUCUUCAAUUGUGAACAUUGCGAUAAAUCCUAUACAACUUCGGGCGCGCUGAAAAUGCAUAUCCGCACUCAUACUCUUCCUUGCAAAUGCCCUACUUGUGGAAAAGCAUUUUCCCGGCCAUGGCUCCUGCAAGGUCAUAUUCGAACGCACACUGGGGAAAAGCCUUUUAAAUGUCAAUAUUGUGCGCGAGCAUUCGCCGACCGGUCCAAUUUGCGGGCUCAUCUUCAAACGCACGCAGAAGUGAAAAAGUAUGUUUGCACGAUUUGUAACAAAUCAUUCUCCCGAAUGUCUUUACUUACAAAGCAUAACGAAGGAGGAUGUGCUCUGGGGAUAACAGCAAGAGGAGCAUCGGCCGCGAUGUUUUUCCUGUCUUAAUCGAUUUAAGCGGCUUAGAAUACAUCGUUUCCAAAUUCUCACUUCCUUAGUUGGAAGUAAGAAAUUUGGCAUCAUGGAUGAUCUCCUUUGUUUAAUAUGUAAUAUAUGUAUUUUAACGAUGUUGGUCAUAAAUUUAGUAGUAUUGUUUUGAGGCUUAUAUACCAAAAAUUAGAAUACUUAAAAUACCCACAUAUAAAAUAAAUAAUUUCUAGUCUAUUCAAAGUUACAAUUUUAUAUGCUUGUUGAGAAGAAUAUUCAAUAAAUGUUACAUAAUUUUAUACUUAUACAUUUUGAAAAUUACGUAUUGAUUUUGUAUUUUUUUUUGGUCUUUUAUAAUUCUUAUUCUAGCAGCUUUAUGAAAAAGUUCGUCAAUAGAAAGUGUGAGGUUCUCUAAAGGUGCACACUAUAGGACGUUGGCCAAAUAAGAGUCUUAUUUUUUUAAAUGGAUAUAGUACUGCGAAAAACUAUGGUAUUAUUGUAAAUAUUUAUCAUGAGGCUUAACCAUUCUGAAUAUGCUAGUCAGUUUUAUACAGAAAUGAAUAAACCGAAAAACAAUUGUAUCCAGUGCUUGUGGAGAUUUAGGCACUGAUGAUUGCAUUUGUUGUGUAUUGCUUUUAUAA